AUGAUCCCUCUAAGAGACUUAGUGAUGCCAGUUUUCACUCAGUGUCUCAGCUUGGAUUCCCAAGUCACAAUGGAUAUUUUCCAGCACAGAGGGGACCACUCGGACGGCGCUCUCAGCACAGAAAGGAAGAGUUUUAUGAAGCGCAACAAGAUAGAGGUCACCCCCAGCACAGCCUACCACUAACUUCAAGGACAGCCACACAGUACCUACCUGCACUGAUUGGCAGCUGCUAGCAGAGGAUUUGGCUCUGAGAACUGUGAGCACUGAAAAUGGAAAGAUUCCUGGGUUUCAACCAUAACCACUGUUUCAUCAUGCUGUUCUUCUUCACCUCCCUGAGCCCACUGGGCCUUGCCCAGUAUGAACACUGGCCCUACCUCCCCGGUUACCCUGAGCCACCCCCGCAAGUGUACCAGACCCCUCCGAGGCCGGCAAACGUUCCCAAGAUCCAGCUGCGCCUGGCAGGGCAGAAAAGAAAACACAAUGAAGGCCGAGUGGAGGUGUUUUACAGCGGCGAGUGGGGCACAGUGUGUGAUGAUGACUUCUCCAUCCACGCCGCUCACGUGGUCUGCAGGGAGCUGGGCUACGUGGAGGCUGUGUCCUGGCUACCAAGCUCAAAGUAUGGAAAAGGAGAAGGGAGGAUUUGGAUGGACAAUGUCCACUGUAAUGGCAAGGAGACCACCCUGGCAGCAUGCACUUCCAACGGCUGGGGAGUGACCGACUGCAAGCAUACUGAAGACGUGGGAGUGGUCUGCAGUGAAAAGAGAAUCCCUGGCUUCAAGUUUGACAACUCGCUGCUUAACCAAAUAGAGAACAUGAACAUCCAAGUGGAAGACAUAAGAAUCCGUGCCAUCCUCGCCACCUACCGUAAGCGGGUGCCUGUCACAGAAGGUUAUGUGGAAGUGAAAGAAGGAGGGGCCUGGAAGCAGAUCUGUGACAAGCAGUGGACCAUGAAAAAUUCCCGAGUCGUCUGUGGCAUGUUUGGAUUUCCGAGUGAGAGGAAGUACAACGCUAAGGUCUACAAGAUGUUUGCCAGCAGAAGGAAGCAGCAUUACUGGGCUUACUCAAUGGACUGCAGUGGGAACGAGGCUCACAUCUCCAGCUGCAAACUGGGCAAUCACCUCAACGUGGACACGGAGAAGAACGCGACCUGCGAGAACGGGAUGCCUGCUGUGGUCAGCUGCGUCCCCGGACGUGCCUUCGCCCCAAGCAGCCACAGCGGCUUCCGAAAAGCCUUCAGGCAGGAGCAGCCGCUGGUGAGGCUGAAAGGAGGAGCCAACACCGGUGAAGGACGAGUUGAAGUGCUGAAAAAUGGAGAGUGGGGAACAGUUUGCGAUGAUAACUGGAACCUCGUGUCGGCGAGUGUGGUGUGUCGAGAGCUGGGCUUCGGGAGCGCAAGGGAAGCAAUAACAGGAGCAAGGCUCGGGCAAGGUAUGGGUCCAAUUCAUCUAAAUGAAAUUGACUGUACAGGCUUUGAAAAAUCGAUCACAGACUGCAAGUUCAACACAGAGUCGCAGGGCUGUAACCAUGAAGAAGAUGCUGCUGUGAGAUGCAAUGUUCCAGCGAUGGGUUUCCAAAAUCAGCUGCGUCUGAGCGGUGGCCGCAACCCUUACGAGGGCCGGGUGGAAGUCCUGGCGGAGCGCAACGGCACUCUGAAGUGGGGCACCAUCUGCAGCGAGAACUGGAGCACCGUGGAGGCCAUGGUGGUGUGUCGGCAGCUGGGCCUGGGGUUCGCCAGCCAUGCCUUCCAGGAAACCUGGUACUGGCACGGAGACGUCACUGCUGACAGCGUGGUCAUGAGCGGCGUCAAGUGUUCAGGCACAGAGAUGUCCCUGGCCCACUGUCGCCAUGAUGGAGCCGAUGUCUCCUGUCCCAGAGGAGGUGGCCGUUUUGGUGCUGGUGUGUCCUGCUCAGAGACUGCCCCCGACCUGGUGCUUAAUGCGGAGCUGGUGGAGCAGACUGCCUACCUGGAGGACCGCCCGAUGUUCAUGCUGCAGUGCGCGCUCGAGGAGAACUGCCUGGCCAGCUCGGCUGUCAACACGUCUGUCACUUCUGGCUUCCGGCGGCUGCUGCGCUUCUCCUCCCAGAUCCACAACAAUGGACAGUCCGACUUCCGCCCCAAGAACGGCCGCCACGCCUGGGUCUGGCACGACUGUCACAGGCAUUACCACAGCAUGGAGGUUUUUACCCACUAUGACCUACUGAACCUCAAUGGAACCAAGAUCGCUGAAGGACACAAAGCCAGUUUCUGUCUGGAAGACACCGAAUGUGAAGCAGAUGUGCAAAAACAGUACGAAUGUGCCAAUUUUGGUGAACAAGGAAUCACGGUUGGAUGCUGGGAUGUGUAUCGUCACGACAUCGACUGCCAAUGGAUUGAUAUUACUGACACCCCACCAGGCGAUUACCUCUUCCAGGUCGUCAUCAACCCAAACUAUGAAGUUGCUGAAUCUGAUUAUUCAAAUAAUGUGAUGAAAUGCAGGUGCCGGUAUGAUGGACAGCGCAUCUGGAUGUACAACUGCCACAUAGGUGGCUCUUUCAGUGAAGAAACAGAACAGAAGUUUGAUCACUUCAGCGGACUCACAAAUAACAAGGUGUCCAGCCGAUAGACCCGCAUUGCCUCCCACCCCACUAUUUAAAGAAGCAAGGUUUCCUGCUUCGGUGAUUUCCCGAACCACUGCACAAAAAAGAAAAUCAAGCAAAAAAUCAAAACUCCAAAUUAGCAAGGUAAAUUAUUUUCACAAGGUGCCUUCCCUCCAAUUUCAGGUGCUUGGACCACCAUGUGUCUCUUAUAACUCAAGUCCCUACUACUGAGGUGGUUUGGGGCAGGCUUUUAAAUUCCACUUGGCUCCAGAUCUUCACCGUUUCAGCCUAUUCCAUAACGAUUCCUCCCUUCACUUUGCAGUGCCAUAUUUAUUCACGUAUGUAGGUCCAGGCUGCAGCAAGCACAGUUCGGCUUUGUUUGGGUACCAACAACCUAAAUAUGUCUUUACCAUUCACUUUCUUCAAGGCAUUAUUCUCGGUAUCUUUAAGCUCUUUGACUCAGGCUUGAACGCACCAUUGAUGCAAACGCCUCCACUUGUGACGCUGCUUCUUGAACACAGCUAAUCCUCAGUACUGCCAUGUGAUUACUCCAUUUUAGCAAAGAAAUACAGGAAAGGAACAAAAUUGGAGCAGCUUUUUUGAGCAGAACAGUCUAAAGUGUAAUUUAAUACUGCAGUGAAACUUUUGUACUCGAUAUUCCACUCCCAGCACAACCUCUUAAAUGGAGCAGCUAAUGCAGAACUGGUUUCUACAAGCACAUCAGAGCUCCACGAAGCUACGACUCCAUUAUAACAUCUAUACAACUGCAUUGUAACAUCUAGAAGACUUAGCAGAUCUCCUGGUGGUGAGUCUGCUGGACUGUGAAUUUCCUUUACUCAGUAAGCUAUUCACCUGAUAGAUUGUACGUACAUCUAAACGUUACCUUUUAAGCUGGAUAUUCACUCUGUCUUUUCUUUAAAGGAUGAACAGAGUUAAGGCAUUGUAUCAGUCACUGUACCUUACAGAGGUAACUCCAUGGCUUUCAUCAUCAGGGAUCUAGACCUGUGCUGUCAGACCACCUGUGUAAGUUGUCUUUAAAAGGAUUUUUACACUUGGUACGUUUGUAAAGGUGCUAAGUGUGCUCCUCUGUUUGUUUGAGGACACACGUUGCUACAGAUUUUCAGACACAGAUACUUGAAAAAGAUCCAUUUUACCCAGAAAAAUGUUUUACGUGCCAUUUGUGUAUUUCCACUCUGUGAAAGUUGAGGGCCUUGUUCACUUUCCCGGUACUAAAGUUUUCUCUCCCUCUGUGUUUGUACAGAAGACUUCUACAAGCAGCUAAAAUUAAAAGAAUAAUUUAUAGCUGACCAUUUCAAUCCACAGAGGGAUUGAAACUGGCUGUGUCUAACUUUUUCUCUCCAUAACCUACCUCACAGGGAUGUUGUGAGGCUUAAAGAACGCAGAAGUCUUUUGCUAAUGCCUGUCAGAGUAUUUCUGUGAUCUAUCCAGUGGCCCAGAUUGGUGGCAUCUAGCAAAGGUUUGUAGCCUACUGUAAGUUGGAAAACUCCAUUUUGUUCUCAAGAUGCAGGACUGUGUAGCAAAAGCAGAGUCUGAGAUAUGUUGGAUGCUCUGUUGCUGCUGCUGCAACAAGGUGUCUCACAGCAUCUCUUAACAUGGGCUCUACGCAAAUCAAGCAACUGUCAAGUUCUAGUUUUCUUUUCCUAAUCAGGUGGAUGACAACUUUCCUUACUAAUGGUGCAAAAGAGCAAGUCAGGCCCUUUAAAUACUAUGUAAAUAAGAAAAAUCCUUGAAACUCACUUGUAUUCAAUGCUGUCAGUUUUGUGGGAUAUUUUAACAAAAAUAUUACAACAAAGUAAACCUUAAACUGUUCUUGCUUACAGCUGAACUUUGCCCAACAACAUACAAUUCCCUUAGUCUAGUGCAUUUUUUUAAGCUUUAUAAAGCAGGGUUUGUUUUUUUUUUUUUUUUUAAAUAAGCAGCCUUGGGCUCCUGCGAGUGCCUCAGUGGGCAAUAGCCACCUUGAAACAGAGUAGGAGAGAGGUGCUCUGCCCAACGCAGAGCUAGUUAAUGGUCGGUAACACGCACAGGGC
Struthio camelus australis is the source of this 4628-nucleotide messenger RNA. Lineage: Eukaryota; Metazoa; Chordata; Aves; Struthioniformes; Struthionidae. The record is from RefSeq and is a predicted model, not a curated record.